This is a messenger RNA of Electrophorus electricus (electric eel), 717 nucleotides long. RefSeq names its product LysM, putative peptidoglycan-binding, domain containing 1 (gene lysmd1). The record is from RefSeq and is a predicted model, not a curated record. NCBI's taxonomy places the organism in Eukaryota, Metazoa, Chordata, Actinopteri, Gymnotiformes, Gymnotidae.
UUCAGCACCAGUCAUAAAAACUAGGCAUGUCCACGGACCAUACAUCGUCAAUGACUGGAACCCACAGUCUCCUUUGCGGGCAGCGUGCAAAGUCUUAUGGCAGCCUGGUGACCUCAUCACCAAUCAGACAAAAAAUAAUUGAACACAAAGUUCAACCUGAAGACACUUUACAAGGAUUAUCAUUGAAAUAUGGUGUAUCUAUGGAGCAAAUCAAAAGGGCAAACAGACUGUACACCAAUGAUUCAAUAUUCUUGAAAAUGUUCCUCUCCAUCCCUCUACCGACAGAGUCGUUGUUUACUAAUGAGAAUGAACUGUGUGACGAAGAGUUAAGGCAGGAAGAGAGGAAUUCACAUCAACAAGUUUUCACUGAUAAUGGUCAGACAGGCUUUAAAAGUCAAGAAGUGACUCCAGAUCUUUCUCCAUCAGACUAUUUAAAAAGGAUAGAUAGCCUGAUUAAUCAGUCCAAAAAAGCAGCUGUGAAGGCAUGUCAAAUGGAAGAUAAACAGUUGUUUUGCACCAGUAAGGGUUCCAGUGCCUUUUGUCAGUGUCAGCAGGCCAUGCUGGGAGCUGCGCCUCUUGCUAUUACCAGACGUGUCAAGAAUCUGAGGGACAGAGAGGAUGAGAUCUUUCAGCUCUGACCCUGCUUCUUUAUAGAGCUGUUUAGCUUCUGCCAAAUAUUUAGACAUAGAAACAAAAUAAAGAUUGAAGUUGGGUAGA